Molecule: messenger RNA, 4008 nt
Organism: Fusarium redolens
Lineage: Eukaryota; Fungi; Ascomycota; Sordariomycetes; Hypocreales; Nectriaceae
Exons: 7
Coding region: 47-3991 (1314 amino acids)
Source: RefSeq, a predicted model, not a curated record
CUCACAUCAACAGAAGACUAGAUGCCUCAUUUGCGACAUUGAAACCAUGGAGCUCUCCAGGCCCGCGGACUCGCAAAUUGCCGUCGCUUCUCGACCUGGCGCUGGCCAUGAUGGUUCAGCCGCACCUGUCAAGGAGCUAGAGAGAACUAUCGCGGGGUUCCAAGCCAUCUUGAGCGACGAGGACCGCAAGAAGUUGCAGCAGCUCAAAACGACGUCGCACGACUCGCAAAGCAUCAUAACAUUCACAGCCGAGUUGGAUCUUCUGGAUAAGAACCGGAGAGGCAAGAGUGUCGCUUCAAGAUUGGCCUCUUUUCUGCAGACGAUUGAGCAAUUCACGCCCAUAGUCGAUACAUAUAUUCAGUCUAAUCCCGACAUUGCAGCGCUUAUCUGGGGUUCCAUCAAACUUACCUUUAUGUUUCUAGCCAACUUCGCAUCCUACUUUCAAUCAUUUGUUGAGCUCCUCCACGGAUUCGGUUCACUUUGCACACGGUUCGCCGAGUACCAAGUCAUUUUCAAUGAAUCCUCGCGUCUUAAGAGUUCAAUCUGCCAGUUUCACACUGCAGUGGUUGUUUGCUGCCAGCAGAUCGUCCUGGCGGUUCGGCGACCCUUAAAGAAUCAGCUUCUGAAGGCAAUCACACAAUCAUUCCAGUCUGAAAUUCGAAACUACGUAGAAGAUAUAAGGGCGAAAGCAGAGGAGGUGCAAGGGGAUAUCCAACUGGUGAAGGCUCAGUGCGACCGUGAGGAACAGCAGCUACAGACGACAGAGCGACAAGAGGCUACCAACCAUCGGAAACGCUUGAUGGCUUGGACUUCCAAGUCAACUGCCGAAAUGGAAGUCUUGCAGGCACAGCGAAGACGGAAUGCACUAAAACAAAAACGCCGCCGUCUCCUUGAGGAACUGUCGUCAUUCAACUUCACAUCGGCCUUUAACAGUACACGGAACAAACGCCAUAUUGGUACGGCAAAAUGGGUCUUCGACACUCCGGAAUUCCAAGAAUGGGUCAAAUUUGAUGGGUCACCGGUUCUUCAUAUCACUGGCAAAAUUGGGUCGGGUAAAACGGUCUUGGCGUCCUCAAUCGUCGAGAGACUUUCGCAGAUCAGGCCACCUCAACGUUUCGUCUCGUUCUUCUUUAUUCGGUUCGAUGAUCCGGCAAGCCUUGAUGCAGAGACAAUCAUACGGUCUUGUGUUCAACAACUGUUAUCGGCCAUCUCUAUGGAUAGUCUUGGCGAACGGCUAGCUUCUAAACUUGAUGAAUGCCUCUCAGAAGCUAAGUCCGCUUUGUUCUCGCAUGACAUACUUUUGAGGCUCUAUUCGUCAGCGGCUCAAGCAAUACAGCGAUGGUUCAUAGUUCUCGAUGGGUUGGAUGAGUGCAGCGCUGACCAACAGUCAAAAUUGCUGAAAUUCUUCCAAGGGAUUGUUUCAAGACAUGUUAAAGCCCACAACAUAAACAUUCUCAUCUCAUCUAGAGAGACAUGCACCAACGCCAUCAGACGCAAUUUCCCUGGAUCUCGACGAUUGGUUACCGGCCUACAGAACACCAGUGCAGAUAUUGGCGCAUACGUUGACGACAUCAUCAUUGACAAACUGUCGACUGGUGAGCUAGUUGUCAGCGACCCCAGUUUAUUAAACGAGAUUCUGAAAACAAUUGCUUCCAAGGAGCAAGGAAUGUUCUUAUGGGCGUUUCUUGCUAUUGAGGAUGUAUGUUCCGGAAAGUCUGACAAGGAGAUUCGGCAAGCACUCCGAGACAUCCCGAGUGACCUUCCUGCGACAUUUGACCGUGCCCUGGCCCGCAUCAUCCAGAAGCGCAACCAGGAUAUUGCUAGAAAGGCCUUCUCAUGGAUAAAAGCAGUAUCACAACCAUUGACCUUGUUACAACUCCGGGAAGCACUGUCUAUCGAGGUUGGUCAACACACUCUGCGCCAGGAAGAUCUCAUUAGCGGGAUAGAGCGAUUACCUACGUGGUGUGAGAACCUACUUUAUGUAGAAGAAACAGACAACACAGUUCGUUUCAGCCACCAUUCUAUCCAAGAGUUUCUUUUGGUACCCGAUUCGGGUGAGCAUGGGGCCCUUCAUAUUGACCCUGACCAGUGCGAUAAGCUUGCUGGCGAGGUCUGCAUUACUUACAUCAAUCUUGACAACUUUCAAACCGCGCUAGCAGAGAGAAAAAGGGAACCUCUGGGCCCAUCAGCUAUAAAAAUCGACCCAAGGGGAAUAGCUGAGCAGACAAUACAGUCCGCCAUCCAAGGUGGCGUUGGAACACGCGUCGGCCGCCUAGCUCGCCAGCUUGUCAAGACAUCAAACACAGGCAAGACGACAAACCAGCGAGAUUUUGCCCUGAGUUCUCCGAUCCCACUUACCAGCAAGGCCCAAGGGAACGCAGAUUACCCUUUUUUCGAAUAUGCUUCGGGGAACUGGUUCAAGCAUACCAAAAGCAUCGAGUCAAAAGACAAGAAUGUUUGGAGGCUAUUAGGCCAAAUAGUCCAGAGGCCCCCUCAGCACUCACAGGGCGAGCCUUGGCACAGUACGGAAUGGGAGAACGAAGCCAUGGCGAGGUUUCCAAAUGAGCCAAGAUCAAAAUGCUUUGCCGAAGUGAUACAGGCUACAAGGAGGGGUGUGGUACGUUCUUCAGAAACGUCUUGGUCAGACGUGCCAGAAUUCUCUCACCUCUGCCACACCUUCAUCUAUGCUGAGUUGAACGGCUACUGGGCCCUCGCAUGUCGAUCCUUCCAGUUAUUGACAAGAUUCUCUGGGGGUUCAGAUGGACUUAACAAGCAUGUUUGCAUUCUAACAGCUAACAAGAAUCACGAGGCCUGCCGAAACGAUUGUGCAAGUCUAUUAUCUUCAGGUCUGGACCAUCGUUCACUCGUCACAGAGCUGAGGAAAGCGAUCGCCCGUGGGAUUUCAUACUUCCCUGCUUUGCCAAAUUGUGCGCCAUUUCCCCCCUGUGAUUGCGCAGACCAACCUCCUCAUAAUUCGAAGCUCGAUGUUUGCCACGUGCUAGAAAAUGGUUAUCGACGAAGGGCUGAGCCUCACGUGCAAGCCUUCGCAAUUGUGAUGGAAAUACUUCAUGAUGGCAGCGACGUGCCCAAUAUCAGGGAACUGAGCCAUUUAUGUGAUAUGGAGGCUCGUGCUAUGAAGGAAGCCAGAAACGUCCACGGGAUGUUUUUACUUGAUGUGCUGGUUCAAGGACUCCUAUUGAGUCCAAAUCCCGACAGAAUCCGCUUCUCAGAUACGCCGGCCCAGGGACCCUCGUCUAGGCUGGGUAUUAAGAGAAUCCUACUCUCAGACUCUAUCAGUGGGUUCAUGGAAUACACAUUGAAACCGACUUUCCUUGAUAUUCUGAACGGACCAGAUUCCGUCAGCUCACCAUCUGAACAAUCUCCCACAGAAUAUACAAUUUGUUUUUUGGGUCUUUUGGAGGCCGGUUUCGAUGGCGAGCAGGCCCCGGAUGAAGAGUAUCUCCAUCAAUAUGCUCGCUCUGGCGAACUCAUCAAGCUGCACGGAGAUUCAAUAGCAGCAAUAUUUCGCAAUUUCGUUGUUCCUACCCUCUGGCCAACUUACAUGGCAACUUACAUCGUUAAGACAUUGUUCUGGGGGUCUUUACUGACAAGUUAUGAGCAUAUGCUGCAUGCCCAUGAGGAUUCUUUCAGGGAGGCAGUGUGGAAGAAUAACUGGGAUGUUGCAGCAGCUUUGAUUAGGCAUCAGCCGGCUUCUAUUGAAAGUGCGACAAACAGGGGGUAUUUUGCCUCAAUCAAGCAAGCUAUACUUUGCGAGAAUUGCUGGCGCUGCACUCGCAAUGUUGUGAGGCAGCUAAAGUCUGUUGAUAUGCAUCGAUAUUCUUUUAGGUUAUGUGCGAACCAUAUCAGCAUGUUCAAGAACAUUGCUGGCUUGCUUGGAGGUAUAUACAAUGCUGAGAAGGAAUCUUUACUUUGCCCGGGACAUAGCACGGAUGCGUUGCCUGAACGGGAGGGCAGAUUGAAGCGGGCAUGAUUUUCUUAUUAUUAUUA